UUAAAGCACUCCUCCUCCGGCAUUCAACACAUCCUGCUGUCAAGGAUGUAGCGUGUUUGAGUGUCGGUGAAAUGACUGGCAGUUGUUUCCUCUCUCAACAUGCCUGCAGCGAUGCACCUCACCGUGCUGGUGGGCCUGCUGACACUGACAAUCUGCAGCGGCAUUGGCACUAAUCAGGAAGAGACGUCCACAAAUGCCGCAGAUGUCACCAGCUCAGCUGUUUCAUCCACUGCAAAAACUACCAGCAACCCAACACCUUCCACCAGCCCAACACCUUCCACCAGCUCAACACCUUCCACCAGCUCAACACCUUCCACCAGCCCAACACAGCUUCCAACAACAACCCACCAGAACACCCCUACAGCUGCUUCAGACUCGCCACAAACAACCAACAUGACGGAUGAAACUGAGUCCACUUCUUCUCCUCAGAGUUCAACCAUCAACCAGACAUCUAAUGAUACGGUUUCCCAAAGAUCAACACUACCACCAGCAUCACGGCCACCAAAUGACACGGAAACCACCACCGUGAACGCUACCAGCUCAGCUCUUUUACCUGACGGGAAUAAAGGUGACUUGGCAGACAACCCCGGCCUCGUGGCCAUCAUUUGCAUCUUCUGUAUCAUCCUGGGCCUUGUGCUGGUGGUUGCCACGGUGAAAUGUGUCCGAUCACAGAGGUCCAGCUUCGAAAGGCUUGAAGAAAUGCCACUGGGCAAAGUGAACGAGCAGUCCCCGUUUGCCAAGUACUCAAAAUGACAGAGAAGUCUUCGUGAGACACCAAAGGCCCCGAGGACUUUCUGUUGGAGGACACUAAUGUUUCUGGAAAGAAAAAAACACAGAAAUGUUAUCCACACCAGUAGUGACUUUAGGCACGUACAAAAAGCAGCUUUUAUGUUUAUCUCUCAGGCUCUUACUUCUUUACAAAGCACUUUUAUCAUUGUCUGUGGAAUGUCUCUGCCUCAGGUCUGACCUGUUCGUUUGGCUGCUUGUAAUUCAGUUAAUUUAAGUCCUGAAGCUUGAUCAAAUAGCUUUUGUACUAAACAUUCCCCUAUCGUUUGUUUUGAAAAAUGAAUUAGCCUCAAAGGCAAAACUGUACAUGUAAUGUUUCCUAAAAUGAUGGCAUCUGAUCGUGUUAGCGCUUAUGAUUUAUGAUCGCACUUGUAACUUUAGAAGGACACAGUAUGUUUUAAGUUUCCAUAGUAACUGUUGGAUUUACAUACAGCGCAUAUAAAAAGUAUUUCCCCUCCUUUGAA
This is a messenger RNA of Acanthochromis polyacanthus (spiny chromis), 1250 nucleotides long. RefSeq lists its product as uncharacterized. Bases 100 to 753 code for a protein of 217 amino acids. Lineage: Eukaryota; Metazoa; Chordata; Actinopteri; Pomacentridae. The transcript has 4 exons. The record is from RefSeq and is a predicted model, not a curated record.